AUGUUGAAAACUUUAAGUAAAUUGGAUUCGGAUGAAUCAAAUGUGCUGUGGGAGGAUAAAGAAGUUAAAUUUGAUACUCCGCAACUUCACACACGGCUACGCAAUGGAGAGAAAAUUCUGGAUACUAUUUUUCACAUAGAGGAUAGCAAGGGUAAUCCGGGCGAUACGGGCAAAUUGCUAGUGACCAACUUGCGCAUUAUUUGGCACUCGCUGGUGCAUAAGAAAUUUAAUUUGUCUAUCGGGUAUGCACGAAUAAACAAUGUAAAUACGCGUAUGAUGCACCUUCACACAAGUGGACGCAUGCCCAGCCAGGCUCUCUAUAUACUCGCGCUGAGCAAUGAGACACGUUUCGAGUUUCUCUUUACGGAUGUCUCGGGCGAAACGGCGCGUCGUGAACAGCCCAUCUUCGCGAGCGUACUGGACGUGCAUCAAUUAUAUCAACGCACUUUUCUAUAUCGUGAUUUGAAAUUGCGUGGAGCUAUUGUGCAAGCUGGACAGUUGAUAAUAUUGCCAGGCGAGCAAGUUUAUAGCCAGGUGCAAGGUGUUUGGAAUUUGUCCAGUGAUCAGGGCAACUUGGGCAGCUUUGUGGUUACAAAUAUUCGCCUAGUUUGGUAUGCAGAUGCCAAUGAGUCUUUCAAUAUAAGCCUGCCCUAUCUGCAAAUUGACAAUCUACGCAUACGUGAAUCCAAAUACGGUCCGGCAUUGGUCAUACAGACCGCCGAGACAGGUGGCAGCUAUGUGCUGGGCUUUCGCAUCGAUCCUGUCGAGCGUCUAAACGAGUUGUUUAAGGAACUAAGCUCAUUGCAUAAGGUAUACACCAAGCAGCCCCUCUUUGGCAUUAAUUAUGAUCCACAAGAUGCGCGACAGCGUAUGGCUGCUGCUGCUGAGGAGGCAGCGCAGGCGGCACAAUUUAAGGUUGAGGACUUUCAAGAGUUGGACGAGAGACAGGAGCGUGAAAUUAAUACAAAAUUGAACAACUACUUGGCCGAGGGUUGCCUGGGUAUUGGGUCCAACGAUGAGAGCUCUGAGGAGCCUGUUUAUUGCAAGGAGUUGGGCUUUGCUAUGGAACGCAUUCGCGAUGGUUAUAAGCUACAGGAUUUGUGGCAUGUACUGCCCACUAACAUGGACACCUUAGAAGAUUAA
Messenger RNA from Drosophila busckii, 1143 nucleotides. RefSeq names its product Bardet-Biedl syndrome 5 protein homolog (gene BBS5). NCBI's taxonomy places the organism in Eukaryota, Metazoa, Arthropoda, Insecta, Diptera, Drosophilidae. The transcript is spliced from 5 exons. Gene Ontology annotation, biological process: intracellular transport; cilium assembly. Gene Ontology annotation, cellular component: ciliary basal body; BBSome. The coding region runs from base 1 to 1143 and encodes 380 amino acids. Gene Ontology annotation, molecular function: phosphatidylinositol-3-phosphate binding. The record is from RefSeq and is a predicted model, not a curated record.